AUGUUCAGAUCCGUUGGAACUCGAUUGCUCAGGAGGCAGUAUGCUAGUUCUGCGCAACAGGCUGCCAAACAGUUCACCGUGAAGCCCAAGAAGACCACCAGAAGAUGGGUGCCGAUUACAAUCUUUGGAGUCAGUUUCCUGACCGGGUGGUACGUUACAGAGCAUAUGACAUUCACAGACCUGAUGGCCUACUGGCGGUAUGACUCGCUGCCCCAGGGAUCUGAACAGGUGGAGAAAUACAAGCAGGAACUGUUCAACCGUAGCGAACAGCUGCCUGUUGUGAAGCAGCUGCAGCAAGCCGGCUACAUGGAGGUGUUUCCCGAUAGAUCCAAACAGGUGCCGCUGAUUGACAGGGCUCUGAGCACCCCAGGCGGAGUGGCAAUCCCACCAAGGUUCUUCUACGAUCCGUUGCGCAAGGAGACUGUCGGAGUGUACCACUUGGGCAUGAAGCUCACUGGGUAUCCGUUUAUUGUCCAUGGUGGGAUCCUGGCCACGGUCAUGGAGGACCUUAUGAGAGAGAGCGUCAAGUUUAUCAGGUCGAAGGCGGGAGAAAUUACCAAAGACCUGUCCAUCUCCUACAAGUUCCCGACUUUUGCUAACCAGUUUGUGGUGAUCCGGACGACCAAAGUCGAGGAAUUCGGUAAGAACGUCAAGCUGAGCGUCGAGGUCAUGGACCAGAGCGGUAACAGGCAGCUGGUCACCGGCCGGGCCACUUUCACCACUUGA
Molecule: messenger RNA, 726 nt
Organism: Torulaspora globosa
Lineage: Eukaryota; Fungi; Ascomycota; Saccharomycetes; Saccharomycetales; Saccharomycetaceae
Gene: FMP10
Product: Fmp10p
Exons: 1
Coding region: 1-726 (241 amino acids)
Source: RefSeq, a predicted model, not a curated record